AGUGGGAUGCUUGAAACCUGGAAUCAUCUCAAAAUCCAGAUGCUCAUCGAAGAAUUAAUCUGAAUUGUGAGCUUGGUGGUGUUUAUAAUCUCUAUGGUGAGAUAAUUAUCAACAAAUUUUGAUUGAAUUGAGCAAAAAAAAAAAAAUGAUUUCAAAGCAAUCCGAGAAAGAUAAUGAGGAUGCUGGUGUGGAUGCUGAUGUUGAUGCUGGUGUGGUUUCUUCUCCCAGGCCAGUUCGUACAAGUGAUAGGCUCCGAACAAGGACUAAAUCAAAACCAUACAGUCGGUAUCCAUCGUUGUAUACCAAGGCGAAACGGAGCAAGACGAAAACGAGGAAAGCGGCUUCUCAGAUUGCUAAGGUUUUUGACACCAACAGACAGAACAACUCGGAUUCUGUUAUGGCAAAUGUUCGGCGUUCUACAAGACAACGGAGAGUUUCUUCAAGUCUUUAUGGUUACACAGACAGUACAGGAUCGGAGGAUACUGACCUAAUGGCUUCCAAGUACCGAAGUUCUAGGAGCAGGAACAAUAGCAGUGUCAGGCAUAAAGAGAAGAUGCCUCGUCGUGAAGGACUGAGACCUCGGCGUGACGGACUCCGACCUCGUCGUUCUAAUGCAGGUUCAAGAGGACAACUAAUUAUUGAAUCUGAUGAUGAACUUGAUCCUUAUGAGGAGAAUAAUGGACAGGAAAACGGCAAUGAGAUGGAGGAUAAUGAUGCAGAUGAUGGUGAGAGUGAGGAGGGUGGUGCUGAGGGUGAUGGAGAUGAUGAAGGUGAGGGUGAAGAUGAAGGAGAGGAAGAUGGUGAUGAUGAUGAUGGUGAAGAAGAGCAGGAGGGUAGGAGACGGUAUGAUCUUCGAAAUCGUGCAGAGGUUCGAAGGCUAUCCCUUGAAGAGGGUAAGCAAAGACCAAGAUCUCCUAGAAGAGUACUUCAGCAAGGAGUAGGGACAAAGCACAGUAGGGAUGUUAGAAGAGGUGGAUCGCGAGUUCAUAAACGUCAUCGCAUUUCGCGAGCUGAAGAUUCAGAUGAUUCUCUUCUUGUGGAUGAGCUGGACCAAGCAAUGCCCAUGCCAUGGUCAAGAGGGGCGAACAGGUCUGGUGCACCGCCGUGGCUUUUAGGGGGACCAGAUAUGCAUGGGACAUCUGCAUGGGGAUUAAAUAUUGCUGCAUCGGGCUGGGGUCAUCAGGGUGAUGUUUUGGCUAACCUAGCUUCUGGUGUUCAAACUGCUGGACCAAGUUCCAAGGGAGGGGCUGACAUUCAACCUUUACAGGUUGAUGAAAGUGUAAGUUUUGAUGACAUAGGAGGGCUUUCAGGGUAUAUCGAUGCUUUGAAAGAAAUGGUCUUUUUCCCACUGUUGUAUCCUGAUUUUUUUGCUAGUUACCACAUUACCCCUCCGAGGGGAGUGUUGUUAUGUGGUCCUCCUGGCACGGGGAAAACACUCAUUGCACGAGCAUUAGCUUGUGCUGCUUCAAAGGCUGGGCAGAAGGUCAGUUUCUAUAUGAGGAAGGGUGCCGAUGUGCUUAGCAAAUGGGUAGGUGAGGCUGAACGACAAUUGAAGAUGCUUUUUGAAGAAGCCCAAAGGAAUCAGCCAUCCAUAAUUUUCUUUGAUGAGAUAGAUGGGCUUGCUCCAGUUAGGUCAAGCAAGCAGGAGCAGAUUCACAAUUCUAUUGUGUCAACUCUGCUUGCCUUGAUGGAUGGUCUUGAUUCACGGGGGCAGGUGGUUUUGAUUGGGGCAACCAACAGGAUUGAUGCCAUUGAUGGAGCACUGAGACGGCCUGGUAGAUUUGAUCGUGAAUUCACGUUUCCCUUGCCUGGUUUUGAUGCCCGUGCUGAAAUAUUAGACAUUCAUACUCGGAAAUGGAAACGACCUCCCUUGAAGGAGUUGAAAUUGGAGCUUGCUGCCAGUUGUGUGGGAUACUGUGGUGCUGAUUUAAAAGCUCUCUGCACUGAAGCUGCCAUUCGUGCUUUUCGUGAAAAAUAUCCUCAGGUUUACACUAGUGAUGACAAGUUUCUCAUAGAUGUUGAAUCAGUGGAAGUGGAUAAGAAGCAUUUUAUGGAAGCCAUGUCAACAAUCACUCCGGCUGCCCACAGAGGUUCAAUAGUGCAUGCUCGACCGUUGUCACCAGUUGUUGCCCCAUGUCUACAAAGACAUCUCCAGAAGGCCAUGAGUGUUAUAUCCGAUAUUUUUCCUGCUCUUGAAAUUUCAUCUGAAUCAACCAAAUUUUCUAUGCUUGUCUGCGGUAUUGCUCUUCCUCUUGUGUACAGACCUCGGCUUCUGUUAUGUGGCAUGGAAGGUGCUGGGCUGGAUCACUUGGGACCUGCUAUCUUACAUGAACUGGAAAAGUUUCCUGUCCAUUCUCUCGGACUUUCCUCUCUUCUCUCGGAUCCCAGUGCGAAGACACCAGAGGAAGCUUUGGUUCAUGUAUUUGGUGAAGCAAGGAGAACUACACCUUCAAUACUCUAUUUACCUCAAUUCCAUCUUUGGUGGGAAAAUGCACAUGAACAACUUAGGGCUGUGCUAUUGACAUUGUUGGCAGAGUUGCCAUCAGAUUCCCCCAUAUUAUUGCUUGGAACAUCUUCAGUUCAGCUUCAUGAGCUUGAUGGAGAUCCGUCUUCUGUAUUCUCUUCGCGUAACGUUUAUCAGGUGGAAAAACCAUUACUGGAGGAUAGAAGUACGUUUUUUGAUUGUCUGAUUGAAGCAGCUUUGUCUAUACCGUCAGAGGGAGCCGCAAAGAAGUCCCAAAAAUCUCUCAUUGUUCCUGUACUCAGUAAGGCACCAAAGGUGGACACUGGCCCCAAGGUCUCUGAACUAAAAGCUAAAGCUGAGGCUGAGGGGCAUGCCCUCCGCAGAUUGCGAAUGUGUUUACGUGAUGUUUGCAACCGGGUUUUGUAUGACAAACGCUUCAGUGCCUUUCACUACCCAGUGCUAGAUGAAGAUGCCCCAAACUAUCAUGCAGUCAUUCAGAACCCCAUGGAUAUGGCUACCCUUUUACAGCGUGUUGAUGGUGGCAAGUACAUAACAUGCAAGGCCUUCUUAGAAGAUUUUGAUCUCAUUUUGGCAAAUGCAAAGAUAUAUAAUAGGGAUGAUUACAACGGAGCUAGGAUCGUCAGUAGGGCUUAUGAACUUCGAGAUUCAGUGCAAGGGAUGCUAUCCCAGAUGGACCCAGCAUUGGUUGCUUUCUGUGAGAAGAUUGCUGAAGAUGGUGGUCCACUGUCUCUGCCUGAAGAUAUUGCUGGAUCUUCUUUCCACCAUGUUCCUAUUGUUCAUAUGACUAGGGCUAGCGCACGUCUUCGUCAUGUCCAGCCAGAAGUCAAUGUAGAUCAGAGCUAUGAAGCACUAAAACGCCCAAAGAAGAAUGUCGAUCCUUCACAUGCAGCAGUAUCAACAGCGGACGAAGGAUCUCUGCCUCAAGAACCAGCAGUGGAUGAACAAAAUGAUCCAAAGCCUGCAAGCUCGCCUCCUGGUUGCAUCGAGGUCGAAACACCUUCCUAUGAGGUUAAUGAGCCGAAAUCGCAGGAUGCUGUCAUGUCAGAUGUGGAGAAUGACAGCAAAAUCGAUUCUGCCAAGAAGCUUUUGUUGGAUGGCACGGCCGAUUAUGGAGUUCCACAGCUAGAAAGGCUGUAUACGCGAAUCGUAAAAGGUGUUUUUGAGUUGAAAAUUGUUGAACACGACGAUCACAAGUCUCCAGUUUUGAACUUUUUGUUGAAGUUUGCCGAAAACGAGGCUAAUUUUUGAUUAUUUUUUCCUGGUGGAUAGAUUUUGGUUGUUUUUUAAUCCUUAUAAAUUUGAAAGCAUUUUGGUAGAAUUUAAAUUGAAUCUAAGUUUUAGGAGAUGAUUUCACUGUGUG
This is a messenger RNA of Cynara cardunculus var. scolymus (artichoke), 3845 nucleotides long. Its product is annotated as ATPase family AAA domain-containing protein At1g05910. The coding region runs from base 146 to 3733 and encodes 1195 amino acids. The transcript is spliced from 10 exons. The record is from RefSeq and is a predicted model, not a curated record. Gene Ontology annotation, molecular function: ATP hydrolysis activity; ATP binding; histone binding. Lineage: Eukaryota; Viridiplantae; Streptophyta; Magnoliopsida; Asterales; Asteraceae. Gene Ontology annotation, biological process: positive regulation of transcription by RNA polymerase II. Gene Ontology annotation, cellular component: nucleus.